Sitodiplosis mosellana (orange wheat blossom midge) is the source of this 1702-nucleotide messenger RNA. RefSeq names its product zinc finger protein 37 homolog. The transcript has 4 exons. Gene Ontology annotation, molecular function: RNA polymerase II cis-regulatory region sequence-specific DNA binding; DNA-binding transcription factor activity. The coding region runs from base 273 to 1637 and encodes 454 amino acids. Gene Ontology annotation, biological process: regulation of transcription by RNA polymerase II. The record is from RefSeq and is a predicted model, not a curated record. NCBI's taxonomy places the organism in Eukaryota, Metazoa, Arthropoda, Insecta, Diptera, Cecidomyiidae.
UCUGUUUGACACUUCGGCGGACAUUAUUACACGUCUUUUCGCUAUAUUGCAUCAUUCCUUUCACGUCGUCUAAUUCUCGGCAUUCAUUAAGUUCAUUCUAUUUUUGUGCCUCAAAUUGAAUUGCCUUCGAUUGCUAAAUAAAUAAUUUACUUAUUUUCUGGCAAUAACAGCUUCAGUUUCAAAGCUUCUGAAACUACAUUGAAAACCUAAGUUAGAUUUGGAGGAAUUUUCCUUAGCUGAAACUUGAUCGUAAAAAGAACACAAGGUAAAAAAUGGAAUCAUCUGACUGGCGCCUCGAAAUGGACAGUAUGCUUGCAGCAUUCAAUCGUCAGGAAAUACACUCUUUGAGUGUCAUUAAAUUAGCAUUUAAGCGGAGUGGACUUUCGUUAACACCGGAAUUCAAGCAGUAUUUCAUACAGGCUUCGAUCAAUCGCAUAAAUGAAACGUACGACCAGUUCGAAAUUAACUCAAUGCUCGAAGAACAAUUGAACGUCAAUCUGAAUUCAGCUGCAAAUUGUACAAAGAGAUCAUCAAAAAAUGGAAGAAGUGGCGUUAAAUCUGAGGAAAAUGAUGGUAGAAGUGGUACAUCGAUUGGAGGUGGAAGUGAUCGUAUGACAAAUGCAUCAAGCUCUGUUAUUCAAAUCGAUGAUUCAGACGAUGAAGACGUUGUGGUGGAGACAGUAAAAAUAGAGUCAACUAACGAUAUAGCCACUGUCGCAAACGGUGCUUCAUCAAACGAUGCAAGACAAAAUGUAAUUGUUGGCGAUAUGAUUGUGACUCACAGCACAUCCAAUUCGCACAAUUCCAAUGAUUGUUUGGUAGCAGCAAACGAAACCGAUGUGCCAAUGUGGCAUCAAAUGGACGAAUCGAAUGCCAUUCGAAACCACGACAUAUAUCUUGAGGUCACAGAAUAUGGCUUGGAAACAGCUGACACAAUUCAUGAUGAAUCAAUCGAAAGUGUUCAAAAUCGAAACGACACAACAUAUGCUGGUCAGAGAAUAUUUAUUCCAGUGACUGUCGGCUUAGAUCGUUUGGCUGAAAUGACACUGGCUGAUUUAACAAAAGAUAAAAACAAAUCAACGCCAUUCAAUCGCAAGAGUCCUCAUGAAAACCGUAUGACAAAAACGGGAGAAAAGAAUCAAAAUCCGGGUAGUGUGAGAACAGAAAAGAACGGUGAAAAAGGUGCUCCGGAGCAAUUAAUGCCAAAAAAUCGACGCAAAUGUACUUUUUGUGGACACAUUAUUCACCAAAAAAAUCUUAGCCAACACAAGCGAACUCACACCGGCGAAAAGCCAUAUCGAUGCGAUCGGUGUGGAAAAAGAUUCACAAACGCAGCAAGUCUGAUGAAGCAUGCCGCAGCUCACAUUGAAGAUUUCCCGUUCCACUGCAGAAUUUGUUUCCGUGGAUUUUCACUGAAGUCCAAAAAAGAAGCUCAUGAAAAACAGUGCCAAAAACGUCGCUACGAAUGCCAUCUCUGCAAGAAGUUUGUUGAUCAUAUUAAAACUCGGUUGAAGAUACAUAUGCGCAAGCACACCGGUGAAAAACCGUUUCGUUGUGAAAUUUGCAUGAUGCGUUUUAGUUAUAAAAUGAGCCUAAAAGGACAUUUGAACACCAUUCACGCUAGAAUCAAUCCGUAAGCUCUUCAUAAGAAUUUUUAAACGCAAUUUUCAAACAGAUUUACAACGAAAUCAUUUGUUGGCCG